AUGCUCUCCGCUCUCUUCACCAGCACUCUCCUGUUCCUCUCCCUCCUGCAUCUAUCGGCAGCCGUACCAGAACCGCGUCGCCCAGUCGCAGCAGCCCAACUCACUGUACGACAAGUCUCUGCCACACCCUCGCAAGCAGACUUAUGUCUAGACUACGAACGUACUGCCAACAUGUCCACCAUCGCUGCCAACGGAACCUACCGCACCGUGCUACUCCAGAAAUCCAGCACCGGUACCAUCUACAAUGCACGUAUGAUGGACGCUGCGAUUGCCAAGCUGCCUAGACUGACUGCGGAUUCCAUUUUGAAUACCGCAUGUGGCAACUGGACGGAGAUUGCGCUGCAGGAAGCGGAAAAGAACUUCACGCUGGGAAGGGUUGCUCAGUUUAGCACCGAAGGAUUGCCCGUGGGGAUCAGGGCGGGGCCUGAGGUGUUGGGAAUUGUUGGAGCUAUUGUCAUGUUGUUCUCGAUUGUUUGGAUUAGUGGGUAG
This is a messenger RNA of Ascochyta rabiei, 489 nucleotides long. RefSeq lists its product as uncharacterized. The transcript has a single exon. The coding region runs from base 1 to 489 and encodes 162 amino acids. Lineage: Eukaryota; Fungi; Ascomycota; Dothideomycetes; Pleosporales; Didymellaceae. The record is from RefSeq and is a predicted model, not a curated record.